This is a messenger RNA of Hypoxylon fragiforme, 2715 nucleotides long. RefSeq names its product fungal-specific transcription factor domain-containing protein. Bases 1 to 2715 code for a protein of 904 amino acids. Lineage: Eukaryota; Fungi; Ascomycota; Sordariomycetes; Xylariales; Hypoxylaceae. Gene Ontology annotation, biological process: DNA-templated transcription; regulation of transcription by RNA polymerase II. The record is from RefSeq and is a predicted model, not a curated record. Gene Ontology annotation, molecular function: RNA polymerase II cis-regulatory region sequence-specific DNA binding; zinc ion binding; DNA-binding transcription factor activity, RNA polymerase II-specific. Gene Ontology annotation, cellular component: chromatin. The transcript has 2 exons.
AUGAGCCAAUACCCACCGCCAAAUGCUGGACCGACUCGCAGCACGUAUGGAAUGAUGCCUAAUCAGUAUCAGCAACCUCAGCAAGGAUAUGCGACAUCGUCCUCCAUGAUGCCACAGACUUCUGUCGCGGCUUCUCAUCCUCAGCCCAUCGCGCCUGCUCCUGCAGCCGCGCGACCUCCCGUUCUGCGACCUAUGCCUGCUGGCGGAGUCAUGCAACAGUCAGGUUUGCCGUCUCCUUACGGCGGUAGCCCUAUGAUGCCUCACCAGCAAUCUCUUAUGCAGGACAGUGAGCAGCCUACUCAUGUGGUAGGAUCUCAGGGUCGUCGCGGCAUAUUGCCAAGCGCUCCAGGAAGGCCCGCUGCACCCACGGGCAGUGGCGCUUCCAAAAACACGGUAAUCCCACAAAAGGAUGCGGAUGGAAAAUUCCCCUGCCCCCACUGUACUAAGACCUACCUCCACGCGAAGCACUUGAAGCGCCACCUUCUCCGCCAUACCGGCGACCGCCCAUAUAUGUGCGUGUUAUGCCGCGAUACGUUCUCACGAAGUGACAUUUUGAAGCGUCACUUCCAGAAAUGCUCGAUUCGACGAGGAAACCCCACCGGGGUGAGCCAUCUGUCUCAUCCCCAAGCACACGUUAAGAAGCAGCAGCAAAAUGCCCAAAAAGCUAACGAUGGUGACAUGGGUCACAUGAACGGCAUGACUAACAUGCCAGGUGAUAAUGUCGUACACCCAUUCGGUAUGGUCCAGAUCCAAGAUGGUAUGGGAAACAUGGCCAACGACCAGAACCAGCUUUCUAGAUCGAGUAGCAUGAGUCGCAUGGAAGAUAACAACAACCGGGACCGAAGAAGUAUGACCGGCGGUUACAAUGGUGAUGUGUCGAACUCGAUGUCGUCGAACAUCAACCCUCAGUUGGCCAACUUUAACAUGCCCCCGGGCCAGAAUGGCAUGCCUAUGUAUGGAGCUUCGGGCUCAACCCAACAAUCUGGCCUUGACUGGUCCCAGAUGUUUCCACAGUCUGGUGCGCACCAUGCCUACGUCAAUCAGUACCCUCCUAAUAUUGGACAGAAUCAGACCGCAAUCAAAACCGAGCCUAACCUCUCUCCCGAAAGACCCAAUGGCAUGCCAGGCAUGGCCUCGAACGAUGUGAACGACCGAUCACUUUUCUUCCCGAAUUGGGGCAUGCAGCCUUCCACACGAGACCCUCACCAACAAUUAUCGUCGCAAAUUCUCGGCUUUUUUCACCCACAAGGCACAGUUGCCUCUAGUCAGACCGCUGGCUUAACCGACUUCUUUUCGCCAAAUAAUAUUAAAGAUUUUCUUGAAUCGUACACCCAUUUUCACGUUCACUUUUCCUUCUUACACAUUCCCACGUUUCGUAUUAUGGAGACUUACACUGGUCUCAUUGCAGCGAUGUGUUGUAUUGGCGCUUGUUACUCUGGUCGUGUAGCAUCUUCUAACGUUCGCGAGAUAAUGAAUUUUCUGAAGAUAGCACUAGAGCGCGAUUGCGAUUUGUUCGCCAGCGGUAACGCCCAAGCGUCGUUCAAGUUCAGAAAUGGCAAGAAUAAGAAAGAUAUUGAGCGGUUACAAGCUCUCAUCUUGAUGUCUGCACUUCUCAUAUGGAAUGGUACGCCUGUCCAGCGCGAAAGUGCUAGGAGACUCUUUCCUUUGGUAGCGGACAUUUCCAGGAGGUUCGAUUUACUGCAAGUCAACAACGAUCCGUCUUUAUACAGCAUAUUCCAUCGAGAAAAAAUCGCUUUGAAUGAUCUCAAUCCUGGGCAAUUUAACUGGGCGGCGUGGGUCGAGCAAGAAUCGCGCAUUCGGCUUAUGUAUAUGGUAUACCUCCUUGAUGUCGCACGUGGUCUAUACUUCAACUGUGAUCCUCAAAUCGACGCGUUUGAGAUGCGUAUCCCACUUCCUGCAGACGAUGCAGCAUGGGAAGCACAGACGGCGUUGGACUGCGCGCAAGCCUUGAGUUUAUACGGAACUGAAGCGGCAAGGGCAAAGAAUCCGGAUGGCUCUCAACGCACAAAACAGCCUGAAUUGAAUCUCACACUCACCGCUCUGUUCCAUCGAUCAUACCAAAUACAUCCCGGCAGCACGAACCUCUAUGGGAAGUUCAUUCUCAUCCACGCCAUACUUGCUCAAAUCAGACGUGCUCAGAUCCAAGGCCGUAUAGCGGCAUUGGAUGGUGGUGCAACACCACUUUCACAAAAUGACUGGGUCAUUGCAACGGGUUCGGAUACGGGAAGCGGAAAUGUCAGCGCUAACAACAGUGCAAACGGUACGCCGGUCGCGGGUGUGUCAGCACAGACAUACAAAGCCAUAUGUACUGCUCUCGAUAAGUUUAAGUCGUAUUGGGACAUGGACAUGGCAAUUCAAUUCCCCCCAUCGGUUUCCAGUCCUCGGCGAUACGGCUUUUGUCGUGAUGGGAUACACUUCUUUUGGUUGGCUAAGUGGAUGCUCAAGAAUACUACAGUGGUGGAUUUACAGAUGGCCCCGGAUGCUCGGUUCCGACAGGUUAUUCAACUGCUUAAGUCUGUGAAGGCGUGGGUGAUGUCGGAUGGAGCCUCGAGAGGCGAGGAACUGGGAUCUGUCAGUGAAAUCGACAAUGAAUAUGGUGUUGGGAAUCUCACGGUGGAUAUGGCACAACUUUUCAAGCCCUUACGAUCAGUGAUGGGGUCUCCUAGCAUGCCUACGGUCAAAACGGAAGUCUGA